AUGACAAGAAUUCAAGCAAUAUGUGCAGUAUUUAUAAUACUGGCGACUGUUGUGUUUGUUACACAUGUGGAGACACGCCCCGAACCUCCCGAGGAGCAACCCAGUCCCGGUACUUUGGAGUCUGAUAUAAAGUUAACAAAGUAUCAACGACAAGCUAUUGCAGAAAUGGUGCUGGAGGUGGAAAGCGGAGCGAGUGUUAGAAAAGCUCUUGCUAAUCUUACAUAUCUUUGGCCAAAUGCUACGUUGCCUUACGUCAUAUCCGCUUCAAGUGCAAAUAACGCUACCUUAAUAAAACAAGCACUUGCAUAUUGGGAGAGCAACACUUGUAUUAGAUUCCCGCUACAUGAUUCGCCAGACGAAAACGCUCCCAGAAUAGAAUUCAUAAAGGAGUUCGGGUGUUAUUCUUCUGUUGGUUACACUGGCGGAUUCCCGCAAGAAAUUUCAAUAGGAGAUUUCUGUGUUACAUAUUUGCCAGUAGUAUAA
Molecule: messenger RNA, 483 nt
Organism: Saccoglossus kowalevskii
Lineage: Eukaryota; Metazoa; Hemichordata; Enteropneusta; Harrimaniidae
Product: protein SpAN-like
Biological process (GO): proteolysis
Molecular function (GO): metalloendopeptidase activity; zinc ion binding
Source: RefSeq, a predicted model, not a curated record